This is a messenger RNA of Lepisosteus oculatus (spotted gar), 4406 nucleotides long. The record is from RefSeq and is a predicted model, not a curated record. NCBI's taxonomy places the organism in Eukaryota, Metazoa, Chordata, Actinopteri, Semionotiformes, Lepisosteidae.
CGGCCUAGUGGACCGUCUUUACCUGAUAUGUUUCCUUGUUCCAAUCAACAGACUGGAAAUAACCUUGCAUCAGAAACACAGAGCCUCUCCUGGAGGCGACAGGUCACAGUACAGAGCCGGUGAAUCUGGAACUCUACACCGCUAUUAUUAGACAAUCAUCAAUAUUCUCAGCUGGAAUCAAGUCUUAAAGCAGGUCCAUUAUUUCAGCCCUCUUUCCUGGGGUCUUUGGUUUUUGCUAACGUGCUGUCAUUGACCAUUAACUUUUUAUUUUUAACCUAAGUUGCCGUGUCGCUAUGCAUUCUCUGAAUCUUGUCUAAUACCCUAAUCAUGUCCACAGCCACAGUGACCUCUGCAUAUUAGGAACAUGUCGUUAAUCCCACUUUCUGUGUUGCGUGUUAAAUUGAAACUGUGCCGUUCGGAUCAGUAUAUAGCUUCAUGGGUGACUUUCUCGUGCAAUCUUUGUUUAUUCAUUUAACAUCCCAAUUUAUUUCUCUUUUUUUAAUGCGCGCUUUAACAUUUGCCAUACCUAUUGUCUCUGUGUCAUACGAUAUGUCUUGACAUGACGUUUUUUUUUCUGUGUGUCUUGUAUCUUGUUGGCUGUGUCCUCCCCAGGAAUUAUUAUGAGUUUAUUAGAUGAUUGAUCUGUGCUUUUGCACCUUGUGACGUGUGUGUGACGUGUGUGUGAACCCCCCCCCACCAAGACGGAGGCGCGAGCGCUGCUCCCACCCGACAGAGCGCGAGCCAGAAUUCGGAGCUCUCGAGACCACGGAUCAGCCCCAGCUGACGAGCCAGCGGGGUUCGAUUGCUCAGGUCUGCUCGCUGUCCUCCCCUUAGCUCGUUUGCUUCGGCCUGGCGUCACAUGUUUUGAAGAUGGAGGCAGACGCCAGGUGUGUUGACACCGGAGCGGGGGACCAGGAUAAGGAGGACUUCGAAGUUUUGGAAGGUGUACCGGAGAGUGCAGUCGGCAGCCCUCAGGAGGAGCAGAAAGAGAAGCCCCCGCCGGACGGCGGCUGGUCGGCUCCGAUUUUGUCGCUGGCCAGGAGGGCGACGGAGAGCCUGUCCAGUACCGUCAGCCACAGCAGCGCUCUGAGAGGGGCCGCGUCUGCUGCUGGGGUGCUGUCAUCCAAGCCGCACCCGGCCAGCAAUGACGGGCACACUCCUAAACCAGGCAGGGACGCCCUGGCGGUGGAGCGGAGCAACCUGCUGAACAUGAUGAAGCUGAGCGUGAAGGUGCUGAUCCAGUCGGCGCUGAGCCUGGGCCGCUCCCUCGACUCGGACUACCCCCCCCUGCAGCAGUUCUUCGUGGUGCUGGAGCACUGCCUCAAGCACGGCCUGCGAGGUGAGAGCCCGGCCAGAACCCUCCUCUGCCCAGCCCGGUCUGCCCGAGGGCGGUCAGCUCGGCCCUUCCUCACCGAUGUCCACACGGAGGUGCACCGAGAUGGAAAAAUCACAGCCAUUCUGGACCAGAAGCACUACAUUGAAGAGUUGAAUCGGCACUUGAGCUGCACGGUGACGGACCUGCAAGCCAAGAUGGACUCGCUGGAGAAGACCAACUCCAAGCUCAUAGAGGAGCCGGGUGUGACUCACGCUGUGCCCAUCUGUCCCAGGACGUUUGUGGGCAGGGCCCGGGCCUGGCUCUGCCUGGCGCUCAUGCAGAAGAAAAUGGCCGACUACCUGAAGGCUCUGCUGGAUCACAAGGACCUCCUGAGCGAGUUCUACGAGCCCGGCGCACUGCUGCUGGAGGAGGAGGGCUCGGUGAUCGUGGGGAUGCUGGUGGGGCUCAACGUCAUCGACGCCAACCUCUGCCUGAAGGGGGAGGACCUGGACUCGCAGGUGCGCUUGCUUCCUGGGCCACAGGGCUCUUUCUUACGGGUCCUGCCCAAACUCCCAGCCUCUCUCCUUGGUCCCCCCUGCCUGUGGGGCUGGCGGACCUGGACCGGCUGCGGUAAGGAGGCCGGCGUCGUCCCCGCGGGCACCCCCGGGCGCAGCGCCUCACGGAGGCCUCGGGAGCGCUGGGUUGUGUUGCGCCAGCUGUGUCUACUGUCCCCGGCAGACUGUACGCUCUCUCCUCUCAGUUUGGGGCUGGAGUCGGAGCUGAAGAGUGAGAAGGAGCAGCGGCAGGGCCUGCAGAGGGAGCUGCAGAGGGAGAAGGACACCAGCACGCAGCUCCGCACGCAGCUGCAGCAGCUGGACGGCCUGCAGAAGGAGCUGCUGGAGAUGAGGAGGGAGAAGCAGCAGCUGCAGAAGACGUGUGAGGAGCAGGAGCAGGCCCUGCAGGAGAUGGGGCUCCACCUCAGCCAGUCUAAAUUAAAGAUGGAGGACUUCAAGGAAGUCAACAAAGCACUGAAGGGCCAAGCUUGGUUAAAGGAUGAUGAAGCUACACAGUGCAAACAGUGCCAGAAGGAGUUUUCCAUUUCCCGCCGAAAGCAUCACUGCCGGAACUGCGGAGACAUCUACUGCAGCAGCUGCUCCAGCAACGAGCUGGCCCUGCCCUCCUACCCCCGCCCCGUGCGUGUGUGUGACACCUGCCACACGCUGUUGCUGCAGAGGUGCUCUACGGGCUCCUGACCGCCGCGGGCACCUGUGCACAUCCCCUCUGUGUUUCUUGUACAGGAAUCUCAAGAACAUGUGGUUUAUACCUCUUGAUUACAAUUGGGAGAACUAACAAUAUGAGCUUAAGUAGGUAGAUGUACUUUGUCUAACGACUGAAGUACAGAAGUUUACAGUAUUUGACUUCUGAUGAGCAGUCGCCAGUUUCAUUUGCACCUUGCUUUUUAUUUAGGUUUUUCCUGCCACACACUGCACUUAAACAUCAUAGUGUGCAUUCUGAAUGUCAUUUACUUGGGAAUCUGACUGUUAAAUAUUCUUAUCACUUAUGCAGUUACUGUGCCUUCACUUAAAAAAUAAUCUGUAUCAUAAAACACGGCUUUUAAAUAUUUUGUUUCAUAUUUGAAAACUGAGCUGUAGAACUACAGGAGCAGCCUCUCAGUGAUCUGGUUUCUGUUGAUGUAUAAGGCGGAGUCUAAUAUAAUUCUGCGAAAGAAAACUGACCCCUUUCAGCUUCAGAAAGCUUGUAGGUGAAGGUCUGUGGGAGUCUGGAUUGAGCUGCCGAGCUAGGGUGAGGCUCAGACUAAUUAGCAAAUACCCAACUGAGUCCAACUGAAACUGCUAUUGUAAUCUAGGUUGCAUUACAAGACAAAUUUACAUAAGUAUAAACUUUUGAGUUCGUAAUGUUUGUGCUUUGACAAUUUAGAACACAAUUGACUAAAUCCAUUUUAAGUUUCUUUUUGAUUUAAUCUGGUGGCGGGAGUUGAGGUUUAAAACAGGUGGUGGAAUGAGUGGGGAGAUAGAGAAGGAGCCUGUUCCUGAAUGAGAUCUCUCGAAGUGGGUAAAAAGACACUCACAAGUGAACCAAAAGAAACUUGGGACAUUAGAGACUGUAGAGAACCAGGUAUUGCCGUGUAGGUGAGUCAUGUCCUCGACCUCCUUCAGAUCUCAUUCAGCACCGGAUGCCUGAGUUUCCUGUUACAGCAUAAUAGUACAGUAGCUCUACAUCCUCAUUCCACCUACUGGCUCUUUGGAGAGUGGGUUGCAGGUCAGAAACUGAUGGUUCUACUCUGAUAAUCAGAAGUGCUGUCACCCAGCUUGCUAAGGUUUUACAAGUGCAAACCUAUAAUAAAAGUUCCUGCAGGACUUUAAAAAAAAUUAGAAAGUCAGUCCAAUUCUGAAAUUCAUUCAGCUCUGGGUUCAUCGUCCAACAUAAGUACUGGAUGUAUUUUUAUGUUUUACCCCAUCGAUUGCAAGGGCUUCCUCCUUUUCUACUUUGGAACUACAGAAACCUCGACAAAAAAACGCUUUUAAAGUUCAGGUAAUGUUCCCGAUCAAGCUACUUUUAAAGUGCUCCAGACUAUGCUUAACUAAUUAAAUUGAUGCUUGUAAUUUUAAACUGUCAUAGUACUGCCAUAUGAAAUCUGCAAAAUCAUCAGAAAUGCAUUUUAGUCUAUGCUAGUUUUCCAAUAGUACAAAAGGGAGCAGAAAUCUAAUUUCUGAAUUUUAUUAAUGUCAGUCUUAUGCCAUUGCAGCUUUCACCAAGUAGAUAAAUUUUUCUGCAACUUUACCCAACCAUAAACCCCAAUUGAGCUGCUUUAAGUGAGAAAUUAUAUAUUGAUCUAGGGAUUAAGGGGAAACCUUUCCUUUUCAAUCUAAAUUGUCUAUUAUGUAAAUUACACAUAUCAGUUGCAAGCUUUUUAAUGGAUAGCUGUAGCAGGCUUGUUGAGAAUAGUCGUAAGACUAAUUUAAGCCAUCUUCUCAAAUGUUAGGCAUGCUUUGACUACUUUUGUAUCUAGAUGUUUUAUAUCAUGUUUGUUCAGCAACCUGUUCAGGAUUUAAUAAAUGCCUUUAUGUAA